AUGGCCUUCAAAUACACGGUGGGGCGGCACAAUGUCUUCAAAGUGAAUGGUACCGUCUUCACGAACUGCACUAUACCACCACCAAAUGAAGCUCUUACCAUUGGAAAUGAUGUGAUUACACUGGCCACCCCUGGAAGGAAGUGGUACAUUUGCGAUGUAAACGACCAUUGUGCCAACUACGGACAGAAGCUUGCCAUCACUGUGCUGGAAGGGUGGGCGUCUCCUGCACCGGCCCCCUCCCCCUCCACCACCACAGCACCAGCACCCAGUUCUGCUUAUGGGAUCUCGGUGUCUGGGUAUUAG
Vitis riparia (riverbank grape) is the source of this 303-nucleotide messenger RNA. RefSeq names its product blue copper protein-like. The transcript is spliced from 2 exons. Gene Ontology annotation, cellular component: plasma membrane. Lineage: Eukaryota; Viridiplantae; Streptophyta; Magnoliopsida; Vitales; Vitaceae. Gene Ontology annotation, molecular function: electron transfer activity. The record is from RefSeq and is a predicted model, not a curated record. The coding region runs from base 1 to 303 and encodes 100 amino acids.